GGCUCCUUUAAAUCUCCUCCGAGGAAAAGGGGGAGGAGCCUCAGUGGCGGAAGCGCCUCUCUUCGUUUUCCACGCUUGUCAAAUGGGACGUUGUUGUUUUUUUAACUGAAAGUUAAGUCCACACCGGACUCAAUUUGAAGUGGCCAAGUUGUUGUUGUGUUGUGGAACUCUCUUGAUGCAAAUGAUGUCGGACUCCAUCAAAAACGUCGCAAUAUUUGGAGCCACGGGAAUGACCGGGCUGGCGACCCUCCCGCUCGCCGUGGCUGCAGGAUACAACGUGACGGUGCUGGUGCGGGACCCCACCAAGCUGCCCGCCGACCACAAGGUCGCCAGAGUGGUGGUGGGGGACGUGCUCAACAAAGAGGACGUGAAAAAGACGUUGGAGGGGCAGGACGCUGUUGUCAUCAUCCUGGGCACCAGGAACGACCUGAGCGCGACCACCAUGAUGUCUGAAGGCACCAAGAACAUCAUUGAAGCCAUGAGGGCUCGUGGGAUCUGCAAGGUGGUCGGCUGCAUGUCGGCCUUUCUGCUGUGGGAUCGCUCCAAAGUCCCCCCCCGGAUGCUUCCUGUGACACAGGACCACGAGAGGAUGCACGCGCUCCUCAAAUCAUCAGGGCUGGACUACGUGGCUGUCAUGCCUCCUCACAUUGCUGAUGACCUCCCUCUGACCGAGAGCUACCUGGUGGCGGAAAACAUGCUAAAGGGAAGAGCCAUUUCUAAACACGACCUGGGACACUUCUUCGUCAAGUGCUUGUCCACCACAGAGUGGGACAGCAAGACCGUUGGAGUGUGGGGAGAGUAUAAAUAAUCCUGCUGAAUCGUCCGGAGAGGGAAGGGGCUUUGGAUCUCUUCAAGAUUGCCAUUCUGAAUAGAAAAACCCAUGUUAAUGAUGAGAAUGUUGGAGAUAAAUGACCAGCAGUACACGUGAAGAUAGAAAUUACCAGCGUGAUGUGAACAACAAAUGCUUCCCUGUGUCUUUUUAGUUAUUUUAUCAUGAGUAUAAAGCACUGAGGAGGUGCUUGCUUUGCGAAAGCAGAAUGAAACUCCACAGAAAUUCCACAUGUGGCUGUUUACACUGCUUCACAGCUUUUCUGCCCGCCCCGCUUUUUUGUUAUAGCUGUUGGAAAUAAAAUACUUUGUUGUGCUGAAA
This is a messenger RNA of Gasterosteus aculeatus aculeatus (three-spined stickleback), 1150 nucleotides long. It is a transcript of the gene blvrb, whose product is annotated as biliverdin reductase B. Lineage: Eukaryota; Metazoa; Chordata; Actinopteri; Perciformes; Gasterosteidae. Gene Ontology annotation, molecular function: riboflavin reductase (NADPH) activity; biliverdin reductase [NAD(P)H] activity. The record is from RefSeq and is a predicted model, not a curated record.